Molecule: messenger RNA, 1685 nt
Organism: Penicillium brasilianum
Lineage: Eukaryota; Fungi; Ascomycota; Eurotiomycetes; Eurotiales; Aspergillaceae
Source: the annotation of a GenBank genome assembly
UCCGGGCUGACCAAGGCGCCAAGCCCGCCGGGGCCCGCGAUGAGUGCCGCCGAAUCCGAUCGUGGCAGUCCUUAUCUUUCUUUCUUUCUUAUACAUUUACCCCUCACACCUUCUCCUUUUUCGAAUCUCUCUCUCUCCCUUUCAUAUCUCACAUUGAGUCCAUCUCAAUAUCACAUCUACAACUCUCACCCAGUGAUGUAGCACCGCCUCAUCCGCUUAUCAGUCCUUGUUAUCAGUACGAGUAUUCCUACGGCCGUACUACUAUAGUGCCACAACAUCGCAAACACAAAAUGCUCCUCGCACGACUCUCUCUGGCUCUGGCAUUUACCAGCCUAGUCACAGCUGCAGCUAUACCAUCCCAGCCAGGGCUCCAAGAAAUCGGCCUUGCCAAAGAAGCAGAAUCCUUAUCGUCCCGAGACGCGUCAUGGUCCCCGACCAUCCAGUCAGUCUCCAGGAAUGACAAAGACAACCACAACCACCCGAAUAAACGAACCCCUUAUUACUUCCCCGAAACUGUCCCUGACGCUGAUGAAGUCACCGACCGGUCGACCGCGAUGGGAGAAGCAGGCCUCCUCGCCAGCGAGCAUGGCCAAACCUCAAAGUCACCCGAAUCUCCGGAUGCAGUGAUCGACACCCCCCGUGCACGGAUGAUCCCCAUUCGGGAUCUGAUGUCCGAAUUGGACCGUUUGGAAACGACGCAGUCCGUCUGGGAAAUGCUGCCCUCUCUCCUCCCGCCAUUCCGCUUCUUUGUGAUCGCAAGCUCGAUCAUCGCUCUGCUCACUGUCAUCAGGGGCUGUCUGCGUGCUCGACGCUGAAGUCGUUUGCGGGAACAUCGUGCUGGUCUUACACAUUAUGAUGCGGCCCCGCAACAACCACUUCCACUUAUUUUCCUCGGCAGCGCUCUUUUAUGCACUGCGAAAUGGUAAAACCCACUCCUUAUGCCGAGCUAUUUCCUGGAGACUGGAUCCAGCAUGUCCCCACCCACCGCGCUAAACCCUUCGGGUAGCGCCCCCCCCUGGGUCGACUUAAAGCUCCCAGUGAUCACACGUGCAUGGUGCUAUGGCAUGCCACUGGGGAAGAGCGACGCAGGGCUCUCUCAACACGAACAGGGGUUUCUCAGAGCAGCGACAAUUACUCGAAUCGAACUCGGUUCUCAUCCAAAUCGAUCCAUCGACUGUUCUUAUUCGCUCCUGUCCAGGCACUCAGGGUCCCCGAGUCUCACACCUUAGCUCGGGUUCAUGCCAUGGACCCCGUGUUCGCGGUGCACAAUCUGCCAUGGGCGACAACGUGAUCCUGUGAGUUGGGGUCGUGUUUCACUGGUUGGCUGGUCGCCAUGCCUCAACGAGGGGCAUUCGCGGGUCACCUUCAAACUUAAACGAGACCGUGGCUUGAGCUUGGCGUUCCCAUAAACUAUCAUCCUGCCCCAAUUCUGCGCUGCUGAUCGGCUCGUUACUCCCUGGUUGAUUUGGGUUAGUUAUCGGUGAAUGUAUUUUGGUUGUAUAACACGAAGGGAUGAGAGAGAACAUGACAGGAAAAUCAGGAUCAUUCCUUCACAUAACCUCGCAUCAAGUUGGAUUCUUCAAAAGGCAGAAGGUUAAAACCAAACACUUCUCAGUCUAUUGUAUCUAGCGCCAUCUUUACGGAGCUACGGAGCUAGCAGGUUGUACAAUCUAUGAAGAUAAGCA